Phytophthora infestans T30-4 is the source of this 3158-nucleotide messenger RNA. Its product is annotated as histone arginine demethylase, putative. NCBI's taxonomy places the organism in Eukaryota, Oomycota, Peronosporomycetes, Peronosporales, Peronosporaceae. The record is from RefSeq and is a predicted model, not a curated record. The transcript is spliced from 6 exons. Gene Ontology annotation, cellular component: cytoplasm. The coding region runs from base 21 to 3098 and encodes 1025 amino acids. Gene Ontology annotation, molecular function: protein binding.
GCUGAUUUUGCGGCGCCGCGAUGUCCCGCCAGCCGGUACUCGCCAGCAGUGCCUUCUCCGAUUUCUCGGACGAGCUGAUCGUGUACUUCACGUUGCUCUGCGAGCUGACAGAUUUGCUGCGUCUCUCUGAAGUAAAUUCCGUAUUCUAUGUGUUCUGUCAAGAAGAUCCACUCUGGAUGGGCCAAUGUUUGCGUCUACACAAUGGGGACUUCUCCUUCCACCACAACUGGAAGCUAACGACCUUCUACCCGAGAGACCCGAGGCCACUAGAGCAGCUGCAUAAGGUCUUCCGCCCAUUGGCCGUGAGAGGAUUCAGCUCGGACUUUCUGUACCGUCGCUGGUGUCGCUGCAAUAUGCAGCUAGGUGACGGCUAUAUGCUGCCCAGUGAGGAGCAGGAACCGACCGUUCGGAGGCUGCAGAAGAUUGACAUCCAGGACUUGACCUUCCGAGAUUUUUACGAGCAAUACUCGAGAGUGCCGUUCAUUCUUUGCAACGCUAUUAGCAACUGGAAGGCGUCAACGGAGUGGACAGUGGAGAAGUUGGUGGAGAAAUUCCCAAGUGACGUAAAGCACCGCAUCACACACAACUUGGACGUCAUAUCUAGCAGUCCGACGAUGGAAAUGAGUUUUGCCGACUUUUUUCAGUAUGCAAGCUACCAGCACGAUGAGACGCCGUUGUACAUAUUUGAUGCUCGUUUUGGGGAGAAGAUGCCUGCUAUGCUGGAGGAUUACAAUGUCCAAGACUUGAAGGUGUUUAAGGAAGACUUUUUAAGCGUAAUGACUAGCCCAGAGGAAGACGGGAAGGUCGAGUCAACCAAAGCUGUGAAACUCGAGGCUGGAGGUAAAAAAGUGAGGAACGAUAAGAAGAAGAAUCGCGCUCCAGGGUCUAUCCGACCAGACUUCCGUUGGAUCGUCAUUGGGCCUCAACGCACUGGGGCCCCCUGGCAUCAAGAUCCUGCCAGAACAUCAGCGUGGAAUUCAUUAGUCAAGGGGCGGAAGAGAUGGGCGAUUUACCCUCCUGACUCGCCACCCCCAGGUGUCAAUGUCGGCAAGAACGGCGAGCAUCAAAGUAGUGGCUUGGACAUGCCUUCUCUCAUGUGGUACCUGCACGUGUACCCCACUCUCUCUACUGACCAAAAGCCGCUUGAGAUCAUCCAAGAAGAAGGAGACACAAUCUACGUCCCCAAUGGCUGGUGGCAUCUCGUGUUGAACUUGGAUCUCACGAUCGCAGUGACCCAGAACUUCGUGGAUUCCCACAAUGUGCUCAUGUUUAUGAAGGAUUUACUCAACGACGGACAAGACAUGGCGCUAGCGAUGCUCCAGCACGAACUAAAAGCCACUCGACCGGAAACCUUUGACAUGUUCCGGCUGGUUCAGAUCCCCCGAUUGAAUGGAUACUUGAGCGAGGAGAUGUUCCAGCAAUCAUUCCGCGUCUUGGAGUACUGGAAGCCUCAACUGAAGAAGGUUCUCAAGCGUCACAAGGUGCUGGCUCUGCCAAAUAGCACAGAAGACACUGCUAAAACGAAGAACGUCGUCACUAAAGUCAAGUAUCCAAAGAUGAAGAGUCUUACGUCGCGUGCAAACCCGACAUUUGCAGUUGGAAAGCGCUUGAUCGUCAAGUUCUUCAGCCAGUACAACGAGAACUGGGGCGAGUUUGAUUUUGAGGCAUUCAUGGCUCCAAACUACGAAUCGAUCGACAGCGAGCUUGCAACUCCAUCAAAGCGUCGCAGGAACAACGUAUUGCAGCCACACGAGCUGAAAUAUACCAUGUCUCUACGAUAUGCGAUGGAGGACUGCUUCCGUACUGAGAGGGCUGUGUAUCGGAUGAUGGGCAAGUUAUUAGACUCCGAGCAGUCGCUCGACGCGAUGGUUCCUCGUCUGUACCGCUCUGGACAUUUGUUGUAUGUGGACGAAGUGGACGACGACGAGGGAGAAGGACCAAUGUGGCGAUGGCCGUACGUUGUCGUCGAGUACAAGAGCAGCGGUGUUGGGCUCGACUCGAUGACGAAGAAAGGAGGAAUCACGCCUCAGAGCUGGAAAAAUGUGGCUGGAUGGAUCAGUCGGGAGUUCUUGCCGAAGCUGCACGCUGUUCCAAUUGAUCCAGAGUUUCGAGGAGUAUACGGGCACACCAAGGCGGAAUGGGAUUGGUAUAUCCACUACUUGCUUCGUCAACGAAAGCGUUCAGUGUCAUUCCACCUGAUGGAGAGCGACCUCCCUGCUCACCUGAUGAAGCAGCUAGAGAGUUUCCUCCCCACUGCAAACCGAGAUGCCAUUAUGUCGGAGUUGCUACCAGUAAAGCCAUUUGAGUUGAAGCCUGUGUUGCUUCAUGGGGACCUGACAGACGAAAACAUCCUCGGCUCCGAGGUGGAUGCACAGCCAGACGUGGCGAUGUCAAGCGUAGCGAGUGACUGGGAUCUGUCGUCUUUCCUGGAGUCUAUCAGUUGUGAGAAGUACAUCCCGUUGCUUGUGGAGCAAGAGGAGCUGACGUUCGAGUCGCUAAGUUUUCUGAACGAAGCGCAUCUAAAGGAUCUGGGCGUCCCUUUGGGACCUCGUCUAGCUAUUUUGAAGGGCAAGCUGCCGAUCUCCACUCAUGCGUGUGUUGUUGAUAGUGAAGAUGGACUGACUGAUGGUCGCUUUGAUACCGAGAUGGAGUGCGAGGCGAGCAGCAGCGGUAGCAGCAGUUCGGAAGAAGACGAAGAGUUUGACCUGACAACACUCGCGGGACUGUCGGCUAUCGGAGAGAAGCGGAAGGAGCGAUUUGUCGGCCCCCACGAAUGGAUUCCGACGUCUGUGAUCGACUUUGCAGACGCCAAAGCGGGUGACCCUCUGUAUGACCUCGUCGCCGUCUUCUUUUCUGCUCUGCACUGUGAUCACGAGCUGUGGAGGGAGACAGUGGCUUCAGAAUAUUGGCAAGACUACAUUCGUCGUGACGAGGAGAGCAGCGCACCGCAGCGUCGUUGUCUGCGAGAGCGCUUCCUGCAGCUAGUGCUUCUGCAUCCAAGCCGAUCGAUCAAGGGUCUGUUCCAUUAUUCCCCUCUGGUAGCGAAAUUUGGGACCUGGGAGGACCUGGCUGGUGGCAUUUUCAACGAUGUGUUUUAGGCCUGAACUUGGCAUUUGUGCAGCUCGACUAUUGAAGCAAAUACAGUUGUGGGCCCGCGC